Messenger RNA from Funneliformis caledonium, 1685 nucleotides. The record is from the annotation of a GenBank genome assembly. Lineage: Eukaryota; Fungi; Glomeromycota; Glomeromycetes; Glomerales; Glomeraceae.
UCUUUGACGAGAUAGACGAUUAUAUUACGGAUGAAAUUCAUAAUUAUCUUACGGACUUCUUUAAUACUGACCGUGGGCAUCAAGGAUGGUGUGAAGUGGCUCGAAGUAUAACAACAAUUUGUGAAGAAGAUUCCGAACAGUUAAAAGAUACGAAGGGACUAUUAAAGGGCUGUCCACUAAACCCGUUGAGAAAUAUUUCAACCUUAGAGAGACCACAUUUAAACCAAUUUGUUCACCCACUAAUUGAUAGCUCCUUGUGGAUUUUUGCAGGGAUAAAUUAUAUAUCUGGCGAAAUUCCUCUGAAGGGAAAAAUAAAAAGCAACGCGGACGGUAUUGGAUUUCUCAAUGAUGUUUCGGAUUAUCAAAUUGCUUGCAUGGAGGAGGCAAAGCCUGGAGCGAGAAAAAAAAAGAUUAUUGACGAUGACACAAAGAAUAUAAGAAAUAUGACGCAGUUAUUCAAUAAUAUAAUUGUAUCGGAGGCAACUGAACGACGACAGAUUUAUACAGAUCUCCGAACAUAUGGAGCCACAGCGUAUAAAACUGAGAUAUCUCUCACGAUGAUGGAUUUUCGCAUGUAUCGUUUAUUUGAGGUAGAUCGAUUUAGUCUCCCGAAGGAUUGGGUGGAUAUUCCUAAUUUCGUUUUUGUGUACGAAGCUUUGAUCAAAUGGGCAGUGUGUGCUCGUCAUACAAGAGAAGGGCUGAUUGCACAACGAAAGAAAGGGAGAAUAGGAAGAUAUUCCGAAGCAAGAAUCGUUAAAAAACUCAAUUGUUUAAAGUGGAUAAUAAUAAGUGGCAAAUCAUUACUUGGGUUAAAGCGUUACCGUAACAGAAAUUGUGAUACGAAUUCAAUACGUUCAUGGUCCAAUACGGUAAAUUUUGAUACUUACAUGUAUAUAGAUGGUAGAAAAUAUCACAAUAUCACAAACAACACAUCAACUUACGUUUUACCAAGUGAUUCUUUUGAAAUUAGAAGAGCUGAUGUCGCACACGAACUUUAUAAGCAACAUUGGGGAAGUAACUUUUCUUCUCCUGUAAAGGAGAAAUUAAAUUCUCCAAAAGGUGCAAAAGUGUUGGACUGCGGUUGCGGCUCAGGAAGAUGGUCAUAUGAAAUGGCGGUUAAAUAUCCAAAUUCAACAUUUGUGGGAUUAGAUAUGGUGCCAGUGUUUUCAAAUAAUGAUAAUGAUGACAAACCAUUAAACCUUGGGUUUUUUGAAUACAACAUAUGCAACGGAUUACCUUUUGAGGAUUCAACUUUUGAUUUUAUAUUUCAAAGGUCCAUGAUGAUAGCACUAAAUAAAUCUCAAUGGAAUACAAUGUUAAAUGAAUUCGCUAGAGCUAUGAAACCCGGUGGCUGGCUGGAAUUAAUGGAAAUACAAGUUAAUGAAAAUAAUUUGACUAGAACCGCCAGGAAAUUUCAAAACGCUCUCAAUAAAUACCAUCGAGCAAAUAACCAUUAUCUUUGUCACGACUUCCCGUUCUAUCAUCUAUUAAAGUCAACGAACAAAUUUACUUCAAUAAAAGUAAUAGAGAAGAAAGUUGCCGUGGGUAAAUGGGGAAAUGAUUUUGGAUUAGAGGUGGCCGACGUAUUAAUUGAAGUUUAUAGAAGCAUAAAACCAAAGGUAAAAAGAAUAAUGAACGUUACGGAUUCAGAAUAUGAUGAAUUACUACAAAAACUUUCUUCCGAA